Eucalyptus grandis is the source of this 2030-nucleotide messenger RNA. RefSeq names its product zinc finger CCCH domain-containing protein 6. The record is from RefSeq and is a predicted model, not a curated record. Gene Ontology annotation, molecular function: metal ion binding. The transcript has 4 exons. NCBI's taxonomy places the organism in Eukaryota, Viridiplantae, Streptophyta, Magnoliopsida, Myrtales, Myrtaceae. The coding region runs from base 393 to 1775 and encodes 460 amino acids.
AAAUGGAAAAACAGGGUCUGCUUAAAAGAUCUCAUUUCAUUUGCAUAGGAGCGGCGAAGCAGCAGGGGAGAAAGAACCGGAGGAUCUAGGGUUUCCUCGGAUCUCUCUGACAUGUCACCUGGACGUCGAUCCAUCAUCGAUCGCGAUCGGUUGUUCCCCGCCUCGCCGGUUGCGUCGUCGACGGUGUCGUCCGUUAGGGCUUCGAUUGCGGAGGGGGAGGAGAAGGAGGGUCUGAAUUCCGGGACUGUCUCCGAUUGAGAUCGAAAGCGAAAAAAAAGAAGCAAUCGAUCGAUUGAUAAUCACGUAGCGAUUGCCUUCGAUCGUGUGCUCGCGUCGAGAAUCGGGAGCAGGGAGGGGGAAAAAGGAGUGUUUUUUGUAGAGGAAUCGGUAACAUGCGGGGAUCGCAGAAAUGGAAAAGGGUCACUUGGGCUUCGGACGUUAACCUUUGUCAGGUGAAGCUGUUCCUAUCAGAUGAAGCUCCUGUCCAAGUUGGGUUUGGUCCUCAAGAUCACCUUCAGGCCAAGACCUCGUGGCUUUUGCAUUCAAGUGGAGUUGGCUCUGAUGAUGCUCUACCUCCUGGUUUUGAAGCAGCCCAUCCUUCCAAUAACCUACAGAUUAAGGUGUCUGAAAUCCCUCUAAGCAAAUGGAAGUGUCCUCCACGAUUCUUGCUUCCUCAUGAAUGGCAAGUGGUUGCUGGGGAGGAAAGCAAAGAGGUUGAUGUUCAAAAUCAGAGGGAGAUGAGAGUGCUAGAGGCAGUUUAUCCUCGUCCAUCUGCCAUUCCUCAAAAUCCUGUAGCUUCAUCAGACUUGCAAGAUUUCGAUCAGAAUGAUUCACAAAUUCCGUUGGUGCCAAUUUUGCCCAUUGAAGAUGAAGAGACACCAGGAGACGCAUCAUCUGACUUUGUUCCCCAACUUGGUGUUCCGGUCACAUCACAUCCAUCACUACUGGCUUCUGGAGUUUCUCAUCCCCUUCAGACCAUGGGACCUGUCAUUGCAAACACUGCCGCCAAUCAGAACCUUACCUCUAGUACAUUGCAUGGUGUAGAACCCGAUGUGGCAGCAGCUGCAACAGCUGCCUUCACUGCACUAAUGAAGAGCCACGAGCACGGGAACAUGAUUGACCAGGAGCUGCUGAUUCAGAUUCUGAGUGACCCCAAAAUGAUCGAAAAGUUGGUCAAAGAUUACGGGACCAUCACCGAAGCGCAGAUGCAGAUGCCACCAAACACGCGGGGAGGUUCAGUAGGUCUCUCAAAUCCUCCUAGCUAUGUCACUAGUGUAGAAACUGGAAUGCCUUUAGUAGCUACUUCUUCAAGCGGGCUCUCAUACUCUCACACAAGUGGGCCAUCAUUGUACUCUCAUCCUGCCGGCAUCAGAAUGGGACCGCCGCUGACUGCACCGCUUCCUCCCCAAACGGUCAUGCAAGCUUCUUCUUCCUCCGCCAUCAGGACCGCCGCACCAGCUAAAGAUCUCAAUUAUUACAAGAGCUUGAUCCAGCAACAUGGAGGAGAAAGACGAGAGACUCCCCAACAGUACGGUAACCCUUACGGCCACCAACCGUUGACAAUUCAGGAACCCGCCAGUAAUCCUAAAAUAAGAGAAUCAAAGGGUAAAAUAAUGAAGCCUUGUAUAUAUUUCAAUAGUUCGAGGGGGUGUAGAAAUGGAGCCAAUUGCGCGUAUCAGCACGAUACAUCGCUCCCGCCGCGCAGCAGUGGCAUGGCAGAGCCGCAAAAUGCAAAAAGAAUGAAACUUGACAGGGAGAUCACAGGUAGUACCUAAGGGAAGAACAUGCUUGUGCAGAAAUGUUCCUGCAUGUACAUUUUUUCCUGAUGGCGGUGCAAUUGCGGCCCCAUUUUCUGCUUAUGUUGCUUGCCUUUCGAGGCAAAAAUAGUUUGUCUCCAGCAAUUUUUGAUAUUUUUCAAUACAAUCGGAUUCAGCUUCGAAAAGCUUGUGUGGGAAAUUCUCCCUUGCUGUUUUGCCUUUUCUUUUUUCUCGUCUUGUUCUUCUCUAAGAAAUUUUCUUGCUUUUACAACC